Messenger RNA from Penicillium paradoxum, 522 nucleotides. RefSeq lists its product as uncharacterized. The record is from RefSeq and is a predicted model, not a curated record. Bases 1 to 522 code for a protein of 173 amino acids. NCBI's taxonomy places the organism in Eukaryota, Fungi, Ascomycota, Eurotiomycetes, Eurotiales, Aspergillaceae. The transcript has a single exon.
AUGACUGAAGAGCCCGGUAAAUCUCCAAUUCUCGGGGAGCCACCCAACGCAGUCCUGACCGACUCACGCCCGACUCCCGCUCGCGAGACCCGCACGGACGACCGAGAGGCAUUGGAACUCCAACAGAUACAAACGUGCGAGGACAACGACAUAGACUACUCGUCCCCAUCAGCUUCGUCGGGCGAGGAGUAUGUGAGCACACGUCGGACAACGUCCCGUCCGGAUUCCCGUCGCGAGCUUGAAGCUCGCACAGGUCUUUGGAGCUGGAUAUGUCGGUUCUGGAAUCGACAUGUGAGCCUGACGGUGCCACAGAAGAGCAAUCGAGAUCACUUCGGUAAAUUCACACCACACUCCCAAGGCACGCUUUUGACCAUUCCACUAAAACAAUCUCGAAGCCCUGGAAAGAACGUUCCUUGCAUACAUCCGUACGUCCACGGUGAUCGCCAUGCAAGGGGUUCUCGUCGCUCAACUCUUCCGCCUGCAACGACCCUUACUCCAAGUCGAUCGCUUGUCGUUUCAUGA